UCCACGUGCAACCAGCGCCCUCUGCUGAACAUCGUGGUUAGUGGCAGGCAAUGUGUUCUUUUUACUUCAGUAGAGCUGAGUGAGAACUGACUUUAGCCAGCACUGUGCGACAGGGGCGGACUGACAACUCAUGGGGCCCCUGGGUAAUAGGGGAUCAUGGGGCCCCUGUGUCCUUGCCCAAGCUCAAAAAAGCCUAUGAAAAAGGUAUCGGGCAUUUCAUGGGGCCCCCUACUGACCCCGGGCCUUCGGGCAGUGCCCGAGUUUCCAAAUGGUCAGUCCGCCCGUCAGUGUCUG
This is a messenger RNA of Staurois parvus, 294 nucleotides long. The record is from the annotation of a GenBank genome assembly. NCBI's taxonomy places the organism in Eukaryota, Metazoa, Chordata, Amphibia, Anura, Ranidae.